Molecule: messenger RNA, 2028 nt
Organism: Anopheles nili
Lineage: Eukaryota; Metazoa; Arthropoda; Insecta; Diptera; Culicidae
Gene: st
Product: protein scarlet
Exons: 4
Coding region: 31-2028 (665 amino acids)
Cellular component (GO): plasma membrane
Molecular function (GO): ATP hydrolysis activity; ABC-type transporter activity; ATP binding
Source: RefSeq, a predicted model, not a curated record
ACCAAGCAAUCCGCCAUCAAACUCCUCAACAUGGUUGCGAAUGGACGCAAGAGACCAUCAUCGAUCAACGAACAGCAGUUGAUACCGCUGGAUCCACCUUCCAGCUGUUUGUCGUCACCACCGCCAGGGGGCGCUGGGCGCUGUUAUCAGUCAUCACUGCGCAGCUACAGCAAGUGGUCCCCAACGGAGCAGGGUGCGACGCUGGUGUGGCGGGAUCUAUGCGUCUACGCCACGGCUGGGUCCUCCGACGACAAGACCGGUGUUGGAGGUGGAAGUCAACGGUCUUCGAUCAAGCGCAUCAUCAAUAAUGUGAGCGGUGCAGUUACCCCGGGGACGCUCAUCGCUCUGAUGGGCUCAAGUGGAGCUGGCAAGAGUACGCUCAUGUCGGCUCUGGCCUAUCGAACACCGCCGGGCACCGUCGUGCAGGGGGACAUUCUGGUGAAUGGACAACCGGUAGGACCGUACAUGUACCGGUUGAGUGGAUUCGUGCACCAGGACGACCUGUUUGUGGGGUCACUGACCGUACGCGAGCACAUGUACUUCAUGGCGAAGUUGCGGCUAGACCGGCGAGUCUGCCAUCGAGCCAUCGACCAGAUGAUUCGGGACCUGCUAGAGCGCACGGGGUUGACCAGAUGCGCACAGACUCGCAUUGGUGAGGCUGGUGAUGGGAAGAUGUUGUCCGGUGGCGAGAAGAAGCGGCUCGCCUUCGCCACGGAGCUGCUCACUAAGCCUACGUUGCUGUUCUGCGACGAACCUACGACCGGGCUGGACUCGUUCAGUGCUCAAGCGUUGGUGUCAACGCUGCAACAACUCGCCCGACGUGGUACCGCCAUCAUCUGCACUAUCCACCAGCCAUCUUCGCAACUUUUCUCCAUGUUCGACCAGGUGAUGUUGCUGGCAGAUGGGCGUAUUGCGUAUGCUGGUCGUCCACAUGACGCACUCGCGUUCUUCGCCCAACACGGACAUGCCUGCCCACCUAGCUAUAACCCGGCAGAGUACCUCAUUGGAGCCCUGGCAACCGCACCAGGCUUCGAGAAGGCGUCCCAACGGGCAGCCCAACGUCUCUGUGACCUGUUUGCGGUCAGUGAAGCCGCCAGUCAGCGAGAUGUGUUGAUCAACCUCGAGGUGCACAUGGCGGAGAGUGGUGACUAUCGGGUAACGGAGGAGCAACACCUGUCUGGGCGACCGAACUGGCUGCACACCACGCUCUGGUUGACGUACAGAGCGUUGUUAACCGUCGUUCGAGAUCCCACAGUACAGUACCUGCGGUUGCUGCAGAAGAUGGCAAUCGCCCUGAUGGCGGGUUUGUGCUUUGCCGGUGCCAUCGAACCCACGCAACUGGGCGUUCAGGCGACACAGGGCAUCUUGUUCAUCUUGAUCUCGGAGAACACCUUCACCCCGAUGUACGCGGUGCUGGCCGUCUUCCCCGAGACGUUCCCGCUGUUCAUCCGCGAGACGAAGAACGGUCUCUACCGUACGUCGCAGUACUACGUGGCAAAUGUGGUCGCGAUGUUGCCAGGUCUCAUCCUUGAGCCGCUCGUGUUUGUCGUGAUCGCGUACUGGUUGGCGGCGUUACGUCCAACACUCUACGCCUUCGUUGUGACUGCCAUUGCGGCCACUCUUGUCAUGAACGUGUCUACCGCCUGUGGGUGCUUCUUCUCGGCCGCCUUCAACUCGUUGCCGCUAGCUAUGGCUUAUCUGGUGCCGUUCGACUACAUCCUCAUGAUCACGUCCGGUGUCUUUAUCCAUCUCAACACGAUGCCUAUUGCGACACGAUGGUUACCGUACCUGUCUUGGAUGAUGUACGCCAACGAGGCAAUGUCCAUCGCUCAGUGGGAGGGUGUCACCAAUCUCACUUGCUCUACUGUGGAUGACAAACUACCAUGCCUGCGAACCGGCCAUGAGGUCCUCGAGCAUUACAGCUUUGACGAGAGCCACCUGCAGCUCAACCUGUGGGCUAUGGUGUUGUUGUACUUCUGUUUUCACGUGUUCGGGUAUUUGUUUCUCUGGCGCAAAACUAAACGUUGA